UCAUCUAGGAUACUUCAAAUCAAUCUUUCCACCUUAAUCAGAUAGCUCUGUUUUGUGUCACAUUUAAAGUAAAUUAUUUACUUUAAGUACUGCUAAGAACACACUCUAUGUAAACUAUUAUACUGGAUGCCCAAGGAGAUAAGUAGAAGACGGUUCUCUGGCUUUGAGGUGUUUGGUUGAGACAGCAAUAUACAUUAAAAGUUGAACAGGGAUGCAAAGCAGCGUGGGACAAAUUAUACAGAAAGUAAGUGUGAUAGUUUUGAGAUUAUAGUGGCUGAUCUGUUCAUUAUUUUGUACUCAGGAACUAAAAAAUUACUAAGAGUUUUAAGAGCUCUGGUUUUAUAGCUGAGAUAAUAAGCCCAGUGACACAAGUGGUCUAGGGUCCCAGCUAUGAAGUGGCAAGAGUUUUCCUGUCUCCUGGUCCUAUGCUGCUUGUGCGUAGGUUUCUAACUAUUCACAAGUCUUUUAAUCAGUUAAUGUUUGCUCUCUCUAAGUAGACAGUUUAGUAUAGCCAGGUAAGAACUGGGCUCUGAAACUAAAAUGUUUGGGUUUGAAUCCUGGCUUUGCUAUUUACUGUGUGACUUUGGGCAAGUCACUAAUCUCUUUGCUUUACUUACCCACCUAUAAAAUAAGUAUAAUAAUGGUACUUCAUAGGGUGGUUGUGAGCAUUUUAUACUUAAUAUAUGUAAAGCAAGAAAAACUGUGGAUUUGACAUUAUAAAUGCUAUUAGUCUGUGAGGGAAUGGAGGGCAAGAAAUCUAGUCAUGUUUUUUGUUUUUUAAACCUCUUGCCUCAGCUUCUGAUCAGAGCAUUCACGUGGGUGUUCAAUAAAUGCAUGUUAGCUACCUUAAGCGUAUUGGGAGUUUUUGUAUCACUGAAGUAAGACUUGAGAUUUGUGUAAGCCUGGACUAGUCUGGUACCAGAGAAGUCUAGAAAGGUAAAAACUGAGAUAGCAUCAGAUUGAUUUUAGGACCUAGCACAGCUUCUUUAAAAAAGUCAGUCAAGACAAAUAAGUGCUGAGAAAAAUGGGGGUCAAUGAGUCUAAUUCCAAAUGAGCUUUCUCAUCUAUUUUAAGAUCUGUUUCAAACUUCCUCAGACAAAAAUCUGGCCUUUUAAGGAAAGUACAGAGAACAUGCCUUCGUGGGCUUAGUUUGAGGGAAUAGGGGCUGCAUUUCACCCUGGAGGUGGCUACAUGAAUUUGUGAACUGAGGUGACAACACUGACUCUCUCCGGAAGAAAAGAUGCUAUCUCUUCACGGAGUUUAAUUACAAUGGCACUACUUGAAACAAGCAGCAGCAGCAGCAACAAACGCUACUGUUAGCCCUGUCACAGCUCAGCUCAAUAUUCAGAUUAGAGAAAGCAAGAACCAUUUUUUUCCCCGGGACACCCUUCUCUACUAAAAUACCCGCUGGAAAAAAAAAAUCUGAGACAAGCACUAGGGAGUGGGGAAAGCGGGCAGAGAUGAGCAAUAACCCAUAUUCAGGGGUUAGAAAAAUAAUAUUAAUAAAUCAUGGUAGGUUUUUUUGUUUGUUUGUUUUUGGCAGGAACUUGCCACUCUUCAGCAUCAUCCAUCAGGAAAUCUAGGGUCGGAAAAGUGUACCAAUUGGCCUUCCAAAUUUUCUGCAUUUGGCAGAUGCAAAUCACACAGUCCAUCCCCGCCCUCAGCACUUGGACGGUAUCAGGGAAACAUAAUUAUCAAUGGAAGAAUCUUGAAGUGAAAAAUAAAUAACUGGUCAGGUUAGGGUUAGUGUUCUUGUGUGCAAGGGAGCUAGUGAAGUUUAGGCUUUGAUGCGCACCCACAGCGUCAGCAAAGGAGGAAGAAUUAAGGAACAGCAUGGGCUGAAAAGGCCCCGAGUUUUGAGGUCAAGCCAACGGGCUGGGUCUCUGGUAUCCUAGGAUCUGCCCUGCACACAACCUUUGGCAGUUUUUCGGUUUGAAUCUCGCCUGUACAUUUCCAGACGAGGCACUGUCUUACUGAGCGUUCUCACAGCGCCUAGCUCAGAGCUGACCGCAGAGCCGGCUCUCAAUAACAUCUAGACGCAAAAGCAGCUUUUGGGGUUAGGGGCGGAAGGGCAUCGGUUUUACUUAUUUUAAGGCUGGCGCUCGGUGCAGCCGGAUCCAACUGCCAGUACAAUGUUCCCGAUCACUUCUCGCUUCCAUUUCAGCCCAGGAGACGUCGGGAAACCCACAAGGACCCGCUAGGGGCAAAGCGGUUAAGCCGCGUCCUUCAGGUGUCAGUCUCGAUCCGUUCGGAAACCACAACCUCCAGAAUCCCUUGUGCCAGGAGGCCAGGCCGCAAAUAAGAUGGCUCCAGAAGGGUGGAACAUAUAGCAGGGGGGAACUUAGUCGUUGGCAGUUUCUUCACGGGAUGUGUUUAAAUUGCCGAGUCCCCACAUACGCGCCACCCCACAGAUCUCCUUCGAGGCCGUGGAGGCCACGGCUGCCGCCUCGCCAGCUCCUCCAGGAGCAUGCUGGGAUUUGUAGUCCAGCAGCCGGACUGUGCCGAGCCACCUUUCCCAGCUUGCCCUGCGGCUCGGGUGAUAUCAACAGUCCUUUCCAGAACUCUGUCUGCACUGAGACCCUCUUCCCCCGGUCCUCUUCUCGCGGUCGACUCCUUCCCAUCCGUAGCGACAGAGCGGCGAUUGCAGGAGAGGCCCCGGUCCCUCGCCGCGCCACCCCGAGGGGCACUUCCGGCGGCGGUUCACUUCCUGGUUGGGUGGAUGGAGCCGGGCGGGAGCGCGCGCGGGGGAGGGGCGGCAGGUUUAAACUUACACGAAUCGCUUUCUGGAGGAGGAGGGGACCCGCCGCGCGAUUGACACGCAUAUUCCUAUAGGCAUCCUCCCUCAGCCCCCACCCCCACGGCCGGAUUCGGGUGGCUCCUCUCCGAGGUGAAAUCCGAGAAGAAAUCCUUGGAUCUCUUUUCUUUACAAAAAAAAAAAAAAAAAUUCUAGAAACCAUCGGUAUUUUGCUUUGCUGCUCCCUAUUCGCAAGAUGAAGAAGUUUUUCGACUCCCGGCGAGAGCAGGGCGGCUCUGGCCUGGGCUCCGGCUCCAGCGGAGGAGGGGGCAGCACCUCGGGCCUGGGCAGUGGCUACAUCGGAAGAGUCUUUGGCAUCGGGCGACAGCAGGUCACAGUGGACGAGGUGUUGGCGGAAGGUGGAUUUGCUAUUGUAUUUCUGGUGAGGACAAGCAAUGGGAUGAAAUGUGCCUUGAAACGCAUGUUUGUCAACAAUGAGCAUGAUCUCCAGGUGUGCAAGAGAGAAAUCCAGAUAAUGAGGGACCUUUCAGGGCACAAGAAUAUUGUGGGUUACAUUGAUUCUAGUAUCAACAACGUGAGUAGCGGUGAUGUAUGGGAAGUGCUCAUUCUGAUGGACUUUUGUAGAGGUGGCCAGGUGGUAAACCUGAUGAACCAGCGCCUGCAAACAGGCUUUACAGAGAAUGAAGUGCUCCAGAUAUUUUGUGAUACCUGUGAAGCUGUUGCCCGCCUGCAUCAGUGCAAAACUCCUAUUAUCCACCGGGACCUGAAGGUUGAAAACAUCCUCUUGCAUGACCGAGGCCACUAUGUCCUGUGUGACUUUGGAAGUGCCACCAACAAAUUCCAGAAUCCACAAACUGAGGGAGUCAAUGCAGUAGAAGAUGAGAUUAAGAAAUACACAACGCUGUCCUAUCGAGCACCAGAAAUGGUCAACCUGUACAGUGGCAAAAUCAUCACUACGAAGGCAGACAUUUGGGCUCUUGGAUGUUUGUUGUAUAAAUUAUGCUACUUCACUUUGCCAUUUGGGGAAAGUCAGGUGGCAAUUUGUGAUGGAAACUUCACAAUUCCUGAUAAUUCUCGAUAUUCUCAAGACAUGCACUGCCUAAUUAGGUAUAUGUUGGAACCAGACCCUGACAAAAGGCCGGAUAUUUACCAGGUGUCCUACUUCUCAUUUAAGCUACUCAAGAAAGAGUGCCCAAUUCCAAAUGUACAGAACUCUCCCAUUCCUGCAAAGCUUCCUGAACCAGUGAAAGCCAGUGAGGCAGCUGCAAAAAAGACCCAGCCAAAGGCCAGACUGACAGAUCCCAUUCCCACCACAGAGACUUCAAUUGCACCCCGCCAGAGGCCUAAAGCUGGGCAGACUCAGCCGAACCCAGGAAUCCUUCCCAUCCAGCCAGCCCUGACACCCCGGAAGAGGGCCACUGUUCAGCCCCCACCUCAGGCUGCAGGAUCCAGCAAUCAGCCUGGCCUUUUAGCCAGUGUUCCCCAACCAAAACCCCAAGCCCCACCCAGCCAGCCUCUGCCACAAACUCAGGCCAAGCAGCCACAGGCUCCUCCCACUCCACAGCAGACGCCUUCUACUCAGGCCCAGGGUCUGCCUGCUCAGGCCCAGGCCACACCCCAGCACCAGCAGCAACUCUUCCUCAAGCAGCAACAGCAGCAGCAACAGCCACCGCCACCACAGCAGCAGCCGGCAGGCACGUUUUACCAGCAGCAGCAGCAGGCCCAGACUCAGCAGUUUCAGGCAGUACAUCCAGCAACCCAGCAACCAGCAAUUGCUCAGUUCCCUGUGGUGUCCCAAGGAGGCUCUCAACAGCAGCUAAUGCAGAAUUUCUACCAGCAGCAGCAGCAGCAACAACAACAACAGCAACAGCAACAGCUGGCCACAGCCCUGCAUCAACAACAGCUGAUGACUCAGCAGGCUGCCUUGCAGCAAAAGCCCACUGUGGCAGCAGGACAGCAGCCCCAGCCACAGCCAGCUGCGGCCCCACAGCCAGCGCCUGCCCAGGAGCCAGCCCAGAUUCAAGCCCCAGUAAGACAACAGCCAAAGGUUCAGACAACCCCACCUCCUGCCGUCCAGGGGCAGAAAGUUGGAUCUCUCACUCCACCCUCGUCCCCCAAAACCCAACGUGCUGGGCACAGGCGUAUUCUCAGUGACGUAACCCACAGUGCAGUCUUUGGGGUCCCUGCCAGCAAAUCAACCCAGCUGCUCCAGGCAGCUGCAGCUGAGGCCAGUCUCAAUAAGUCCAAGUCUGCAACCACCACUCCUUCAGGCUCUCCUCGGACCUCUCAACAAAACGUUUAUAAUCCUUCAGAAGGGUCUACGUGGAAUCCCUUCGAUGACGAUAAUUUCUCCAAACUCACAGCUGAAGAACUGCUAAACAAGGACUUUGCCAAGCUGGGGGAAGGCAAACAUCCCGAGAAGCUUGGAGGCUCAGCUGAGAGUUUGAUCCCAGGCUUUCAAUCAACCCAAGGUGAUGCUUUUGCUACGACCUCAUUUUCUGCUGGAACUGCUGAAAAAAGGAAGGGUGGGCAGACUGUGGACUCUGGCCUCCCGCUUCUAAGCGUGUCUGAUCCUUUCAUUCCUCUUCAAGUACCUGAUGCACCAGAAAAACUAAUUGAGGGACUCAAAUCUCCUGACACUUCUCUUCUGCUCCCUGACCUCUUGCCUAUGACAGAUCCUUUUGGUAGCACUUCCGAUGCUGUAAUUGAAAAAGCUGAUGUUGCUGUUGAGAGUCUCAUACCAGGACUGGAGCCCCCAGUUCCCCAGCGCCUCCCAUCUCAGACGGAAUCUGUGACCUCGAAUCGCACAGAUUCUCUCACCGGGGAAGAUUCCCUGCUUGAUUGCUCUCUGCUCUCUAACCCUACUACUGACCUUCUGGAAGAGUUUGCCCCCACAGCAAUCUCUGCUCCAGUCCAUAAAGCUGCAGAAGAUAGUAAUCUCAUCUCAGGUUUUGAUGUCCCUGAGGGCUCGGACAAGGUGGCUGAAGAUGAGUUUGACCCUAUUCCUGUAUUGAUAACCAAAAACCCACAAGGUCUCCAGAGAGAGUCCAAUCCCUGUCCUGUAAUAACUGUAGAGCACUUUAAAGAAUCACUGGGCGUUAAAGGCCUUCCUCUGUAUCCAGACCCCUCCAGAGUACCUGGCACAAAGACUCAGAACAACUUAGAAUCUGACUACUUGGCCAGAGAUGGCCCUUCAAGCAACAGCUCAUUCCACAGCAGCGAAGAGGAAGGGACUGACCUUGAAGGAGACAUGCUGGACUGCAGUGGGUCUCGGCCUCUCCUUAUGGAGUCUGAAGAAGAAGAUGAGAGCUGCAGACCCCCCCAGGGGAAGCUGGGAGGAGCCGUUCCAUUUGCUCCACCAGAAGUCUCUCCUGAGCAAGCAAAGACAGUGCAAGGUGGAAGAAAGAACCAGUUUCAAGCCCUCACACAGCCAGCCACUGAUGGGCUCAGUGAGCCAGAUGUUUUUGCCAUAGCUCCCUUCAGGAGCUCAAGGGUUCCAAAUGAUGACAUGGACAUUUUCUCCAAAGCCCCAUUUGUCUCCAAGAGCAGUAUGGCUCCUUCCCAGCCAGAGGAGUCAGACGUGUUUUUGAGAGCUCCUUUCACUAAGAAGAAAAGCAUGGAGGAGUUAACAGUUAUCCAGAGCACCUCCCAGGAGCUGCCUGCACAGACCGGUCUCCUCAGUCAGACAGGUGACGUCCCCCUGCCCGCGGGCCGUGAGAGAGCUGUGUACACCUCUGUCCAAGCUCAGUAUUCCACAGCUGGUUUUGUGCAACAGUCUAACCUCCUCUCCCAUUCUGUACAAGCAGCAGACCAUCUGGACAGCAUCUCUCCCAGGGGAUCCUGCCUGGAAUCUGGGGGUCAUUCUAAUGACAGAAACAAAGGACCUCAGCUCCAGAAAGAAGCUGUCUCAGGCCCCAUGGCUGGCAAACCAUUCCGCCCCCAGUCCUUAUCCAAGUAUUCCCGUCACUAUAGCCCAGAAGACGAGCCAAGUCCAGAAGCCCAGCCCAUUGCUGCCUACAAAAUUGUUUCACAAACCAACAAGCAGUCGAUAGCUGGGUCUGUUUCUAUCACAUCCCUUUCCUCCAGGACUACGGAGCUGCCAGCUGCUGAUCCAUUUGCUUUAGCACCCUUCCCUUCAAAAUCAGGCAAGAAACCCUAGGAGCAAAACCUGAGCCUCAAGCCUCUUGUCUCUAUCCCACCCUCAAUACAAUACCUGCCACGGCACUCCCAGCUGAGCCUUCCGAAGAAGAAAUAUUAUCAGUUCUUAUAUUUCAGUUCCCUGCGUCAGAGCAGAAUUUCUUGAGUCAACAAACUCAGUUGCAGUGAUACUUAGUUGAAGCCCCUUUAAGUUAUGUUCGUUUUUGUUUGUUGGUUUGUUUGUUUAUAUUGAUUUCUGGACCUGGAAGCAUUUUCAUCUCCUUCCUGGAGGUCAUCCACUUCCACCAAGAACUCUGCUUUCCCCCUGCCCCACCCACAGAAACUGUUUAAAUCCUGAAAUACUUCUUCACCCCAAUCCCAAAGGGGCCCUAUUGUUGCUAGUUUUAAUUCCUGUAGCUCCUAUUCUAAGUCAUGCCCAUCGAAGAAUCAAGAUUAGUCCCUCCACUAAAUCAAGAUUUAGUACUCUUGAAAAGGGGAGAUGUCUGGAAAGAAGAGCAAGAUAAAAACCCUGCACAUCAACAGGAAGUCUAAUCCUGCAGUUACUAAUCAUUCCUGUAGAAGCAGCAGCUCUAGGAGUCUCUGGAUCUGUUUCUCAGUCUGUGUGCAAAGCCAGGCUGGCCCUCGUGCAUGACUCUCUGUGGGUGUGGAAUGUACGUCAGAACCUAUGUAGAGAUACAGGCAGAUGGGCUAACUCCUUAUGUCUAGUCAUGCUGGCAGGGCUUUCCCCACAUCCAUGCUUUUGAAAUUAGUGUGAGUGUACAGGUUUGUGUGUGCAUGUAUACGUGUGUGUGCACAGGAAGCAUUUCCACUUGAGGGAAAUCCUGCCCCAUAAUGCCUACCUCCACAAUCAAAUCACUCGUUUUUUGGUGUUUGCUCACCUAACUGACUUGAACCCCAUUUUAUUUAUUUAGUUUUUUUCUCAUGGCAAAAUAGAAUACAUUGGAAGGUGUAGGGAAAUCCUGCUGGAACUGAUGUUUCAGAGUAAAUUUUUUUUCUCUCCAGAAUUUCCUGUUUUGCUAUUAACAAAUUAUAUUUACCUGAUUAUGAAAAACUAAUUUUCCUUAUAUAUUUUCCCCUUACAACACUAGAAAAGAACACCUUGUUACAGUUCCAGCCUCUGAGUAUGUGGGCUAAAUGCCAGCAUUAGGGAAUUCAUUAAUCAUGAGACUAGGCUACAAACUAGGCUUGCUUGUUUUGGGGUUGUUUUGUUGUUGUUGUUGUUGUUGUUGUUGUUUCCAAAUCUCUACUGCCCUUUGAGGAAAUGUAAAUCUGAGACAUGGAAAUAAGUGUUUGGGAGAAUGGAAAAGAUCUGAAUCAGGUAGGCACGAAAACUUUUACAUUCUCUAUCCUCUUUAGAUGUUGAAAUAGACCAGACAGGUUAACUGAUGUUUUUUAAAAUUGUCUAUUUCUGGAAAGAUCUGACUUAUUCCUAGCUUUUUUCAUACGCUUUAUUAUUAGUGCCUUAAAAUAAAGCUGGCUAGGUGCAGUGCCACACACCUGUAAUACCAGCAUUUUGGAAGGCUGAGGUGGGAGGAUCAGUUGAGCCCAGGAAGUUCAAGACCAACUCUGGCAACACAGCGAGACCCUGUCCCUUCAAAAAAUUAAAAAAAAAAAAAAGGCUGGGCAUGGUGGCUCACGCCUGUAAUCCCAGCACUUUGGGAGGCCAAGGUGGGCAGAUCACAAGGUCAGGAGUUUGAGACCAGCCUGGCCAACAUGGUGAAACCCCAUCUCUACUAAAAAUACAAACAAUUAGCUGGACGUGGUGGUGCACACCUGUAGUCCCAGCUACUCAGGAGGCCGAGGCAGGAGAAUCGCUUGAACCCGGGAGGCAGAGGUUGCAGUGAGCCGAGAUUGCGCCACUGCACUCUGGUCUGGGCGACAGAGCAACUCUAAAAAAUAAAAUCAAAUAAAAUAAUGAAAAAAAUCAGCUGGGUAUGGUGACAUAUGCCUGUAGCUACUCAGGAGGCUGAGCUGGAAGGAUCACUUGAGCCCAGGAGUUUGAGGCUGCAGUGAGUUGUGAGUCCAGCCGGGGUGACAGAGUGAGACCCUAUCUCCAAAAAUAUAAUAAUAAAAAUAAAGCCUGUAUCUCAAUGAGAAGAUUUCUGCUAAGGCAGUUCAACUCAAUGGAAAGAACUGCUGCAUUAGGUUUCAACUUGAAUGCUUUCUGUCACUUCUAGUAAAGGUUAAGUGAUUUUUCCAUUAGCUGUAGAAGUUUGGAGAGCUAUUUACCAAGCCAGAUCAAUGAUUUAAAAAUUAUUGGAAAUUCAUCUAAGAAUCAAGUCUGAAUGCCCAAUUCUAUUGUGGUUGAUUAGGCUGGAUAUUCUUUAAAGUUCAGGAAUAUUGGCAGUAAAAUAUGAGCAGCUACUUUUCAACACUUUGUCCUUUUUUGGUUGGUCUCCACCUAUUUCAAAUGUCCUGAUCAAAAGAUAAAUAAUUGGCACUGUGCCAAGGUUUGGUUUUCCAACUAAGGUCUCAACUGUGCCAGAAACCUGUGUCCUUCACUUUGGUGGAUGCUAAAUGUUAUUCUAAGAAUAUGCUUUUUCCCAAUUCUCAUUUCUGAUUUUUAUGUAUUAGUAGAUGCAAAAUUGUCUUUCUAGUUGAAUGAAUAAUUUCGGUUAAUGCACGUGGAACUUUGCACCCCAAAUUCUUCCCAUGGUCAUUAUCAAGUAAAGCCCUCAAAAACAUGAGCUAAGAGGCUAGAAAUAUUCAGGGAGAUUUCUCACCCCAACUCAGAAAUUCUUUUUUUUUUUUUUCAAGAUGGCAUCUUGCUCUGUCGCUCAGGCUGGAGUGCAGUGGCGCGAUCUCGGCUCACUGCAACCUCCACUUUCCGAGUUCAAGCGAUUCUGCCUCAGCCUCCCGAGUAGCUGGGAUUACAGGCACACACUACCAUGCCUGGCUAAUUUUUGUAUUUUUAGUAGAGAUGGGGUUUUACCAUGUUGGCCAGGUUGGUCUUGAACUCUUGACCUUGUGAUCCACCCACCUUGGCUUCCCAAAGUGCUGGGUUUACAGGCAUGAGCCACUGCACCUGGCCCGGAAAUUCUUAAAAGUAAGAGAUCAUUCUAAUUCCCCUUUCCAAAUAUUCAGGAUUAUCUCUGUAACAGCCCAGCAAAUUGUUUUCCUUUGGUUAUUUGAUAAUUCCCUUCUAAUCAAGUGACUAUUUUAAUUCUCAAGGUGCAAAUCAGAAUAAAAUUAUGGUGAUUGUACUACAUAGUUGAAUACUUCGUCAAGCAUGAGCUUGUAUCCUUUUUAAAUUUUUUACUGGAGGCCAGGCGCGGUGGCUCAUGCUUGUAAUCCCAGCACUUUGGGAGGCCAAGGUGGGUGGAUCACUUGUGGUUAGGAGUUUGAGACCAGCCUGGCCAAUAUGGUGAAACCCUGUCUCUACUAAAAAUACAAAAAGUAGCUGGGCGUGAUGGCACGCACCUGUAGUCCCAGUUACUAGGGAGACUGAGGCAGAAUUGCUUGACCCAGGGAGGCAGACUUUGCAGUGAGCCAAGAUUGUCAUUGCACUCCAGCCUGGGUGAGAAGAGCAAAACUCUGUCUCAAAAAAAAAAAAAAAUUGUCACUGGAGACAUGAUGGGUGGAGACUCUACAUACCUUCUUUGAAUACAGAAACGGAUGCAAACACAUGCAAGUUACUUUUUUUUUUUUUUUUUGGUGAUGCAUGAAAAAACUUUGACUUGUGGAUUACAUUAAUUAUUAGUAACAGUUAGAUUCUGCCGACUUGUAUUACGGUAGGGUCUUAUUUCCUUAAAGAGAAAAAAAAUACAGUCAUGCCCCGCUUAAUGAUGAGGGAAACAUUCAGAGAAAUGCAUCCUUAGGUGAUUUUGUCAUUGUGUGAACAUCACAGAGUGUACUUAACACAAACCUAGAUGGCACGGCCUACUACCUACCUAGGCUAUAUGGUCCAGCCUGUUGCUCCUGGGCUACAAACCUGUAUAGCAUGUUACUGUACUGAAUACUGUAGGCAGUUGUAACACAAUGGUAAGUAUUUCUGUAUCCAAACAUUUUAGACAUAGAAAAGGUACGGUAAAAAUAUGGUAUAAUCUUAUGGGACCAUCAUGGUAUAUGUGGUCCAUCAUUGAUGGAAUCGUUUUUAUGCAGCACAUGACUGUAUAUAAUCAACAAACGACUCUACUUUCUUGUUUUCGUUUGUUGUGUUUUUGCUUUACACAUUUGAUAGGGAACAUAGAACUUGUGACCUUUCAUUUCAAUGGAAAGCAUUGAGCCAGAAUAUAUUUAUUCAUAAACCAUCGAGCCACACAUGCAUUGAUGAACCCUGAAAGAAUCCACAGUAAUUGACUAACAGGCAGUAUUGAAUGAAUGAUGUCAUAUGUGGUGAAAAAUAUUUAAUAUAAGUUUUUUGGGCUCACAUACAGCCCUUUAGUUCCAAGUGCUUGGUUAGAUUAGAAAAUGGGAUGAACACAAUUUGAUGCUGAAGCAGCUGCUGAGCAGCACCCAGGGAGUCUAGGUCAUACACCCUAUAUUGUUUUCGGCCCACUUAUUAUUGAGUUGAAAAGUCUCACAUUUGUAGACUAGAGUGUAUGUGUUUACAGGCCCAUGUUGUAUCCGAGUUUUCUCUGGCAACUAAGAUCUCUUUCUAAACAUUCUAGAAAGAUACUGGUAUCUUACUGGCCCAUUAUUUAUUUAGUAAGUUUUAGAAUACAUGUACAUCAGUGUUUUCAGCUACUUGGUGGACAUUUCACUGAUGCAUAAUGAAGGUAGCAGAUUACAAUCAUCAGAGUGAUCUGACAAGGAAAUUCUGUAUUUGCUUCCAUAAAGAAAAAUAAUCAAAACUUAUAUCAGAUAUAAUAUAUAUGCAGUAUAUCACAUAGGAAAUUUUAUUGUAGGAAAUUAGAGAAGGAUGCUACCCAAUUCAUUCUCUAGCAGGAAGAAUACAGCUUAAAAAUCACUUGGGUCCCUUUAAUAAAGAAAAGUGUGAUUCUGUGUUGUGUGUUUGGAACUGAAAUUGGAGAAAACGUACCAGUCAACUGUGAAAUGGUUGCUGGAUAAAAACACAGAUGUGGUUUUAUCCGAGAAAUGUGGGACUGAAAUUAUUUUGAUGAGAGGUACAUAAGAGAGCUGCAGAAAAGACUGUAGCUUCUGAGGAGGCAGGAGUACCUUGUUAAUGUCCAAACCACCCCUGAGUUCUAAUGUUCCAACUCCACCUAAAGGAGGAAUUGGAAACUUUAAAUGGAAUUAUCUAAUUUAAAUUCUUAUUUUUUUCUUUGUCUUUCUCAGCUGAUACUUGUAGUUUUGUUUUGUUUUUUAACCACCAGGAACACUUGCAAGUUUGUUACUGAAAACAUCACUAAAGGAAAAGAAGAGUUUCAAAAUGCUUGAAAAGAAAAAGUAGUAUGUGGUUGGGAAUUGCUUUUGUUCAAGUCCCUAGAAGUCCUCCUGGCUUAGCUCCCUUGUUCCUGUUACCACUUCAUUUCCUUACUUAACAUUCCCCUGUUUUGAGCAUGUCAGUAAGUGUGUGAUGAAUGGCACAGUUGAAUGAUCAUGUUAACUUUAAUUGCUUCCUUUGUUGCUGUCAACAGUUUCUUGUUAAGUUUCAGCCAAGUCUGUGACAAUCUCACCAAAUAAGAAUGAAAUGGGCGGGGUGUGGUGGCUCACACCUUGUAAUCCCAGCACUCUGGGAGGCUGAGGUGGGCACAUCGCUUGAGCUCAUGAGUUCAAGACUAGCCUGGGCAACAUGGCAAAACCUUGUCUCUACAAAAAAUACAAAAAUUAGCCAGGCAUGGUGGUGCACGCCUGUAGUCCCAGCUACUUGGGAGGCUUAGGUGGGAGGAUGGCUUGAGCACAGGAGGCAGAGGUUGCACUAAGCCAAGGUCGUGUCACUGCACUCCAGCCCAGGCAAUAGAGCCAGACCCUGUCUCAACAAAACAAAACAAACAAACAAAACAUGAAUGAAUUAAAUGGCUCACCUUCCCUAUUAUGAACUAGAAGAAAGGAUGAAGGAAGGUUGGCAGGACCCCAGCCUUACUCUGUAGUGGCAACCCAGAGGUACCUUUCCCGGAAUGCAGGGUCAAGUUUAUGUGUGAAGGGACUCUAGAAUAGCUGGUAAAAAUGGCUACAUGUUAACCAUUCUUGACUUAGUCCAGUAUUCCCAUAAUUUGUAAUUCCAUAAAUUUAUUCUCAGCUGUCUCCCAGCCAUUUCUAAUAGAAGGCUGUGUACCCCAGUUUUGACAAUGUUCUUGAAAUCAAGUUAGUGUUACCUGCAUUGCAUUAUAAUGGAACUAUAUGUACAUGUUAAAGGGAUCCAUUUGAUUCCUUUUGGCAAGGAAUUGCAAAAAUAGCUUUUACCAAUACCAGUUAAAAUAGGAUAGUUAGACUUUGGGGGCAGGGUGAGACAGUGCAGCCUUUUCACUCUGAAAUGGAAAAUCAGCUGUAUUCUUUGAGUCUACCAGAGAUUCCUAUUUGAGUGUGAAUGGGGUGUGUGUGUCUGUGUGUCUGUGUGUGUGCUCAUUCAUCUUCAUGCUUUCUUCCAUGGUGUUAAUUCAAGCUCUCCUAAUAAAGGUCUCCAAAGAGUACUGAGAAGUGAGCAUAGGUAUUUGGCAUGAGUAAAUGUGGUUCCUUUUCCCAAAAACUCUGAAAGUUACAACUGGAGUUCUCGAUAAAAGGUUGGGGAAAUCGGCCAUGGCUUUAGCCUUGUUCCCAAGUACACCUCCUCUUAUCCACAACGAUCAAACUCUGUAGGGCUCACCCUGAGGGCUCAUGUGUGGCACUGAGAGGAUAGCAGUGACCAGAACACCACAAGGCCCACAAGAUGUUUUGAAUGAGGGAACAUUUAAUGUCAUUUGUUAGGAGAUAGAAACCAAAUAAUAAAGGACAAGGACCACGCUCAUUCCGUGGAGAAGAGGUGAACUCCCUCUGCUGACUAUUUGGAAUGGACUGAAUGAGGAGGUCUCCCCAGCCAGAAGGAGUAUUGAGGUCAUCAGGCCUCAGAAAACAUUGUACACAUAAUCUUGGGCUGUGAACAAGAGAAAGGAGGGGGGAAAACAUGAAAGUCAAUCUUAACAACUUUUGCAAUACCUCUUAUUUGCAGACCAUUGGAUUUAUGUUAUUGCACUCUCGGUGUGAUUUAUCAUAUGUAUCUGAUAGGUUUUAUGAAUUGUUUUGAGUUGUAAACUCCUAUACCCUUUAUUAAAAUGGACCUAAUUAAAUGA
Molecule: messenger RNA, 14082 nt
Organism: Pongo pygmaeus (Bornean orangutan)
Lineage: Eukaryota; Metazoa; Chordata; Mammalia; Primates; Hominidae
Gene: AAK1
Product: AP2 associated kinase 1
Exons: 22
Coding region: 2991-6914 (1307 amino acids)
Biological process (GO): protein phosphorylation; regulation of clathrin-dependent endocytosis
Cellular component (GO): presynapse
Molecular function (GO): ATP binding; AP-2 adaptor complex binding; protein serine/threonine kinase activity
Source: RefSeq, a predicted model, not a curated record